AGUCUCCGUUUGAUAGAAUCGACUCCUUAAAUGAAUCAGACUUGAGUCAGUCCAGUCUUCAGUGUGUUUGUGCAGUUUGGAAACUCGGAACGCGAACGCUUCAGCAUGGCAGUUCGUGUGUGUCGCCGUGGUAACCGUGUGGCUCUGCACAUGCUCAGUCGGAGUGUGUCCCACAGCAGUGUGUCGGUCGAGACCCUCAGUGAGCUGCACUCACACACACAAACUCCGUUUUCCCGCUCUGCCAUCGGGACGUUCUUCCAGGAGCGGCCCCUGCUCACCAACCCGUUUACCCAGGAUGCACUGCUGCGAGCGUACCUGCAGCGCCACCUGCCUGUGCGGGGGGUGCAGGAGGAGCUGAUGCGCUUCGGGGAGCGUGUGGUGUGUGAGGUGGAGGCUCUGGGCCGCCGGUGCGAGCUCAGCCCGCCGGUGCUGCAGCGCUACGACCCCUGGGGCCGCCGGCGCGACCGCAUCCUCACCUGCGACGCCUGGGCUCACCUGAGGCGCAUCUCCGCGCACGAGGGCCUGGUGGCCGCCGGAUACGAGCGCACCUACGGGGAGUGGAGUCGUGUGUAUCAGAUGAGUAAGAUGUACCUGUUUGCUCCGUCGGCUGGACUCUACACCUGCCCGCUGGCCAUGACGGACGGAGCUGCUAAAGUCAUCGAGACUUUAGGUAUGCCGGCCAGAAAAGCGUUUGAGCGUCUGACCACACGUGAUGACAAGAGAUUCUGGACAUCAGGACAGUGGAUGACCGAGAGGAGAGGAGGAUCUGACGUCUCGAGCGGUACGGAGACGGUUGCCAAGCGACAGCAGGACGGAUGGUUCAAGCUGUAUGGCUUUAAAUGGUUCACGUCGGCCACGGAUGCUGAUAUGACGCUCACGCUGGCCCGUGUCACAGAUGAACACGGACGCACUACACCGGGCAGUCGGGGUCUGUCUCUGUUCCUGGCGGAGGUGUGGGACUCUGACGGCUCAUCUAACGGGAUCGAGGUUCAGAGGCUGAAGGAUAAACUGGGGACGCGGCAGGUGCCGACGGCGGAGCUGCUUCUGGAUGGCAUGAACGCGCGGCUGCUGUCCGAGGAGGGGCGCGGCGUGGCCUCCAUCGCUAACAUGCUGACCAUCACUCGCAUCUACAACACUGUGUGUGCGGUGGCCGCCAUGAGGAGGAUUGUCCAUCUGAGCAGGGAAUACGCAUGCAAGCGUUCAGUGUUUGGGAAGCUGCUGAAGGAUCAUGCGCUGCAUGUGCAAACACUCAGCAGAAUGGAGGUGGAGACUCGCGCUGCGUUUCUGCUGACGAUGGAAGUGUGUCGACUGCUGGGUCGCGAGGAGAACCAGAGCGCCAGUGAGAGAGAAACACUCCUACUGAGACUGAUGACCCCUGUCGCCAAACUCUACACCGCUAAACAGGCGGUGUCUGUGGUGUCCGAGGGUCUGGAGUCUUUCGGUGGUCAGGGUUACAUUGAGGACACUGGGCUUCCCUCCAUGCUGCGCGACGCUCAGGUGUUGAGUAUUUGGGAGGGCACCACGAAUGUUUUGUCUCUGGAUGUCCUGCGCUCGAUGGCGAAGUCCUCCGGGUCGGUUCUCCAGGCGUUCUUCAGCGAUGUCGAGGAGCGUCUGCUGGCGGCUGAAGCCUCUCCCGCUCUGCGUCCAGCGCUCGCGUCUCUCCGCGCGUCUCUCUCGGCUCUGAUGCGUGUGUGUGUGUGGGCGGCGUCUCGACCCGCGGGAGCGAUGGAGCUGUCAGCGAGAGACCUGGCCUACAGCCUCGCACGCGUCUACAUGGGUAACACACAC
Molecule: messenger RNA, 1788 nt
Organism: Rhinichthys klamathensis goyatoka
Lineage: Eukaryota; Metazoa; Chordata; Actinopteri; Cypriniformes; Leuciscidae
Product: acyl-CoA dehydrogenase family member 11-like
Exons: 13
Molecular function (GO): oxidoreductase activity, acting on the CH-CH group of donors
Source: RefSeq, a predicted model, not a curated record